AUGGGCCAUGAUAUCAUAGUUCAGAAGUUAAUUAAUUUCAUAUCACCGCCGAAAGUUUGUCCUUAUCGUCAAAGUUCAUCUUCAUCUUUAGAGAAAAGUACAAAUAGGACUGUUGAAUUCUAUCCAAUAGUAUUCGGAUUCAUUGAUCAAUAUUUAUUUGAAAGUAUACCGCGUCAAGUAUUAAUUAACCAACAAUUAAAAAUAGUAGAUCAAAUUUGUUUACCUAAAAAAUCUAAAGAUUUCAGUGAACUAAUACCAGGAAAACUGGAAACAUACAAAUUUAGUUUUGAAAGUGAAUUAGAUUAUCGUCGAUUAUAUAGUACAGCAUACUUUGCAAUUACUAUGAAAAAAAGUGGAUGGGAUUGUAAUCGACAUUAUGAAAUAAUAUCAUCAGGUACGAUGCCUUUUUUUGAUAAAUUAAAUACAGCAGGAAAUUA
Molecule: messenger RNA, 437 nt
Organism: Rotaria sordida
Lineage: Eukaryota; Metazoa; Rotifera; Eurotatoria; Philodinida; Philodinidae
Source: the annotation of a GenBank genome assembly